Fraxinus pennsylvanica is the source of this 462-nucleotide messenger RNA. The record is from the annotation of a GenBank genome assembly. NCBI's taxonomy places the organism in Eukaryota, Viridiplantae, Streptophyta, Magnoliopsida, Lamiales, Oleaceae.
AUGUCGAAAGAUGGCAAGAUGAUAACCCUGAAGAGCUUUGACGCUGUGGUUUUCAAAGUUGAAGAGAUAGUUGCCCUGGAGUCUCAGACCAUCAAACUUAUGAUCGAGGACGAUUGCGCCGAUAACGAAAUUCCCGUUCCCAACGUGUCCGGAAAGAUCCUCGCCAUGGUCAUUGAGUUCUGUAAGAAGCAUGUUGAAGCCGCCGCCGCCGGUGACAAAGCCAAGAUCGAGGCAUAUGAUUCUGAAUUCGUCAAAGUCGACCAGGCCACCCUUAUCGAACUUAUUCUGGCUGCUAACUAUCUGAAUAUCAAAAGUCUUCUGGAUCUUACUUGCAAAUCUGUUGCAGACAUGAUUGUGGGGAAAACACCAGACGAGGUUCGCAAGAUAUUCAACAUAGAAAAUGACUUUACUCCUGAAGAAGAAGAGGAGAUCCGAAGAGAGAACGCAUGGGCUUUUGAGUAG